This is a messenger RNA of Raphanus sativus (radish), 1063 nucleotides long. Its product is annotated as gibberellin-regulated protein 14-like. The coding region runs from base 67 to 969 and encodes 300 amino acids. The record is from RefSeq and is a predicted model, not a curated record. NCBI's taxonomy places the organism in Eukaryota, Viridiplantae, Streptophyta, Magnoliopsida, Brassicales, Brassicaceae. The transcript has 4 exons.
AGAGCUUCUAUUUAUAGCACAAAAGGCCAUUGGUCUUGACUGCACCGCUUCCUCAUCUCUCACAACAUGUCUCUCCCGCUUCUUUCAGUCUUCAUUUUUCUUCCAGUCUUUACCAAUGUUGUUUUUGCGGCUUCAAACGAGGAAUCCAGUGCAUUAGUUUCUUUACCAACGUCACCGACGUCCCCGGCAAACAAACCACCGUCUCCGUCAUACAAGCCACCCUCACUGCCUACUACUCCUAUUAAACCACCCACCGUAACACCUCCGGUUAAACCACCAACCACUCCGGCUACACCAACAAAACCACCAGCUACAUCAUACCCAACUCCUCCGGUUAAACCACCCACAUCACCUCUGGUCAAACCACCUACAUACAAACCCCCAACGCCACCGGUUAAGCCACCCACGACACCACCACUCAAACCUCCACCUACGUACAAACCCCCAACGCCACCGGUUAAGCCACCAACUAUACCACCAGUCAAACCACCACCUACUUACAAACCCCCAACGCCAACGGUUAAACCACCAACAACACCACCGGUCAAACCACCGUCGGUUCAACCACCUAUGUACAAACCCCCAACGCCACAAGUUAAACCACCCACGAUACCACCAGUCAAACCGCCUACAGCACCGGUUAAACCAACCCCAAUACCUCCAUAUAAGGCACCACCAGCUACGUCUCCACCACCAUCCAAACCAUCCGUCAACCCAACUCCAUCACCUCCGGUUAAGCCGCCAGCCAAACCUCCUACACCGUCUCCUGUGAGACCUCGAAUAGAUUGCGUGUCUUUAUGUGGGACUCGAUGUGGGCAACACUCGAGGAAGAACGUAUGUAUGAGAGCGUGCGUCACGUGCUGCUACCGCUGCAAGUGCGUUCCUCCUGGCACGUACGGUAAUAAGGAAAAAUGUGGAUCUUGUUACGUCAACAUGAAGACACGUGGUGGCAGACCCAAGUGUCCUUAAAACCUUUUUAUAAACGAUGGUUAAUGUGAAAUGAUGAUGUUAGAGGAAAAAUGAUGUUUUCAUAUAAGUUUGCAAUGCGUUUUAUUUUUGUCCU